UUGUCCUUGUCUUUUGCAGCCAAUUCAAACUUUCUUCUAUUCCUGCUUCACAAAUCCUACAAUUGGUCGAAGAUUUAGCAAUAGGAUGAGAUUUUUUCUCAAAAACGAUCGAAAUUUACUGAUACCGUUUCACACUUUCAAGAGCUGAUACUGCACUAGACUAGAGUCAAAGCUUGGAGACUUUGAGCCGAAUCUAAGUUUUUGGGCCAGUGGUUCCCCCCCCCCCCCCUUUUCUCACGGUUCUUUGUUCUCUGAAGAAUGGGAGUGGAUAAAAUUGAAGAGAGCAGUGUGAGAUUGUUGGCUAGUAGCAGCAGCGGUGGAAGCACCGGAUCUAGGUGGGUCGAUGGGACGGAAGUGGAGUGGGAGGUUACUCCGUGGACGAAGGAAAAUGAGAAUGAAGGAUUGAGAUCAAUUCGAAGAAGGCUUGUGAAGAAGCCCAAGAGAGUUGACUCACUUGAUGUAGAGGCCAUGGAGAUUUUUGGGAAACACGAUCACCACUCCAAGGAUCCUUCCUUUUGGACCACACUGGCACUAGCAUUUCAGACUCUUGGUGUGGUAUAUGGUGAUAUGGGAACAAGUCCUCUAUAUGUUUUCUCUGAUGUGUUCAGUAAGGUUCCGAUUGAGUCAGAAAUUGAUAUUUUGGGCGCCUUAUCAUUAGUGAUGUACACAAUAGCAAUUAUACCCUUGGCAAAGUAUGUUUUUAUAGUCCUCAAGGCAAAUGAUAAUGGAGAAGGUGGAACAUUUGCACUGUACUCGCUGAUUUGUAGGUACGCAAAUGUGAGUCUUCUUCCAAAUCGUCAGCAAGCUGAUGAGCUUAUCUCUAGCUUUAAGCUUAAACUACCCACUCCAGAGCUGGCAAGGGCUUUGACCGUAAAGGAAACACUGGAAAGAAAGUCAUCUCUGAAAACCCUUCUGCUGCUGUUGGUUCUGAUGGGGACUUCCAUGAUUAUUGGAGAUGGUAUUCUGACCCCAGCAAUAUCAGUGAUGUCUGCCAUAAGUGGUUUGCAAGGUCAAAUUAAUGGAUUUGAUACAAAGGAGGUGGUUAUUGUUUCAAUCGUAGUCCUUGUGGCUUUGUUCAGCAUACAGCAGUUUGGAACUGGUAAAGUGGGUUUCAUGUUUGCUCCUGCGCUUGCUUUAUGGUUCUCUUCGCUGGCUUUGAUUGGAAUAUACAACAUAUUCAAGCAUGACAUCAGUGUUCUGAGAGCCUUCAACCCAGCUUAUAUCUAUUAUUUCUUUAUGAAGAACACCAAAACUGCAUGGUCAUCUCUUGGAGGUUGUGUUUUGUGCAUUACAGGUGCCGAGGCAAUGUUUGCCGAUCUGGGUCACUUUUCUGUGCGAUCAAUUCAGAUUGCCUUUUCUUUUGUGGUAUUUCCCUGUCUCCUCCUUGCUUAUAUGGGCCAAGCUGCUUAUCUGAUGAAGCACCCUUAUGCUCAUUCAAGAAUAUUCUAUGAAUCUGUUCCAGAGAGUCUGUUCUGGCCAGUGUUUGUGAUAGCCACACUUGCUGCUAUGAUUGCCAGCCAAGCUAUGAUAUCUGCUACAUUUUCAUGUGUAAAGCAAUCCAUGGCUUUAGGCUGCUUUCCAAGGCUCAAGAUUAUUCAUACCUCAAAGAGGUUUAUGGGUCAAAUAUACAUCCCUGUAAUCAACUAUUUUCUGUUGAUCAUGUGCAUAGUAGUUGUUUCCAUCUUCCAAAGCACCACUAGUAUUGCAAAUGCAUAUGGCAUUGCUGAAGUAGGUGUCAUGAUGGUUAGCACCACCUUGGUGAGUCUUGUAAUGCUUUUGAUCUGGCAGACCAACUUGUUCCUAGUUUUUGGUUUCCUACUCGUAUUUGGAUCAGUAGAGCUCGUUUACAUGUCCUCCGUCCUAUCCAAAAUCACAGAGGGCGGCUGGCUUCCACUUGUUUUUGCUUGCUUUUUCCUCUCUAUAAUGUACACGUGGAACUAUGGAAGUGUUCUGAAAUACCAAAGUGAAGUCAGGGAGAAGAUCUCCAUGGACCUCAUGGUUGAUCUUGGCUCCAAUCUUGGAACUGUAAGAGUACCAGGAAUUGGAUUGUUAUACAAUGAACUUGUCAAUGGCAUUCCCUCUGUUUUUGCUCAGUUCCUCUUGAACCUCCCUGCUGUCCACUCCACUUUAAUUUUUGUUUGCAUUAAAUAUGUCCCAGUCCCAGUGGUUCCUCUGGAGGAAAGAUUCCUGUUUCGAAGAGUCGGUCCAAAAGAUUACCACAUGUUUCGCUGUGUUGCCCGGUACGGCUACAAAGAUGUAAGGAAGGAAGAUCACCAUGCAUUUGAGCAGCUUCUCAUUGAAAGCCUGGAGAGAUUCUUGAGAAAGGAGGCUCAUGAUAGUUCCUGGGAGGUCAAUAAAAAUGAGGACGUGGAUAGUGUCUUGGCGAUAUCAAAGGACUCUGACCUUCCCAGUGGGAAUGUGUCUGAGGACCUAAGGAUUCCAUUAAUGCAGGGUCAAAAACCAGAAGAAACAGGAGCUUCUACCUCUAAGCAAGCUUCAAUCUUGCUGCCGGCUAGCGCCAUGUCAUCAGAUGAAGACCCUAGUCUUGAAUAUGAGCUUGCUGCUCUAAGGGAAGCGACGGAUUCAGGAUUCACCUAUUUGCUUGGACAUGGGGAUGUGAGGGCAAAGAAGAACUCCAUUUUCGUCAAGAAGCUAGUGAUCAAUUAUUUCUAUUCAUUUCUGAGAAAUAACUGCAGAGGAGGCACAGCGAACAUGAGAGUUCCUCACACUAACAUCAUUCAAGUUGGGAUGACUUACAUGGUCUGACUCACUCUAGUGGUUGUCUUUGAUAUCUGCAGUGAAAGUCAUUCUGGGAAAUUGAAGUUACCAUUUGGCUCCCCGUUGUAAAUUAUCUCUAUAACCCCUAGAUUGUAUUGCCUAUUGUAGAAGUAUUGAACUAUAUUGGGUUGUGGAAUAUUUAUUGCCACCCAGAUUGUAUGGCCUGCUAGACAGUUAUUUCUAGAACUCCUAGAUUGUUUCAUAUUUUUUAUUAAUUUCACAUUCUUGUGGAAAUUUUUUCUACAAUUAUGUUAUCCUAAAA
Messenger RNA from Neltuma alba, 3040 nucleotides. RefSeq names its product putative potassium transporter 12. Gene Ontology annotation, biological process: potassium ion transmembrane transport. Lineage: Eukaryota; Viridiplantae; Streptophyta; Magnoliopsida; Fabales; Fabaceae. Gene Ontology annotation, molecular function: potassium ion transmembrane transporter activity. The record is from RefSeq and is a predicted model, not a curated record. The transcript has 9 exons. Gene Ontology annotation, cellular component: membrane. Bases 259 to 2766 code for a protein of 835 amino acids.